Aureobasidium namibiae CBS 147.97 is the source of this 918-nucleotide messenger RNA. RefSeq names its product NAD(P)-binding protein. The coding region runs from base 1 to 918 and encodes 305 amino acids. The transcript has 3 exons. Gene Ontology annotation, cellular component: peroxisome. Gene Ontology annotation, molecular function: trans-2-enoyl-CoA reductase (NADPH) activity. The record is from RefSeq and is a predicted model, not a curated record. Gene Ontology annotation, biological process: phytol metabolic process. Lineage: Eukaryota; Fungi; Ascomycota; Dothideomycetes; Dothideales; Saccotheciaceae.
AUGAGCACCAACAAUAUUCUUGAGGGGGAUGAGAGUCAGCAUUUUUCGCCGUAUAGAGCUGAUGGCAAGCUGUACGGCUUUGUGUGUAUUGUGACGGGCACAACACAAGCAAUUGGCAAGGCUAUCGUCCACGAACUAGCCGCCCACGGCGCCGCCUGCAUCUACGCCUGCUCCGACCUCUCCGCCAACCACGAUCAAUCCCUCGCCGACGAAGUCAACGCCCUCUGGCCCAACACAAAAGUAAUCGGCUACCCCUACGGCCUCAAGGAAGAAGACACACUCACCCUCAUCGACGACGUCCUAAACUCUUGGGGCAGACUCGACGUCUUUGUCACUUCCUCUGGUCUACUGGGUCCUGCAUCUAUCACCCAGACCGCACCGCAAGAUCUGUACAAGACAUUCGAGACAAACAGCAUGGCGCCCUUUUUCGCGCUGAAAUACGCACCUCCUGCUAUGGCAAAGACGACACCAAAGGGCAAUUAUCCUAAUGCUGCGCCUAAGGAUGUGGCGUAUGGAAGUAUUAUCGUGGUGUCCUCGGUCGCUAGCACUUAUGGCGGGUGCUGGGGUCCUGCGUUUACCAUGUCUUCGCACGCUGCUUUGGGAGUUGUGCAUGCAGGUGUUGCAGUGCUCAAGGGCAGUAAUGUCAGGAUCAAUGCUAUCAGCCCUGGUCAAAUUGAUGUAGGUGUCAGUUUGCAGGGUAUGGAUAUGAGGGGGAUGAGCAAUCAGUUGCCGCCUGCUGAUUUGCAAACUGAAGAGGUCAGGAGGAAGAUUGUGGGGUUGGAGAGGUCGGGUACGGCAAAGGAGGUUGCGAGAGUUGCUGGUUUCUUGGCGAGUGGUUUCAGUAGUUAUAUUACUGGUGCUAAUAUGGUGGUUGAUGGAGGUGCUUCGGUGAUGAAUCCUCUUACCGUACCCAUUUAG